Molecule: messenger RNA, 4947 nt
Organism: Hydractinia symbiolongicarpus
Lineage: Eukaryota; Metazoa; Cnidaria; Hydrozoa; Anthoathecata; Hydractiniidae
Product: F-actin-monooxygenase MICAL3-like
Exons: 24
Coding region: 186-4739 (1517 amino acids)
Molecular function (GO): FAD binding; protein binding
Source: RefSeq, a predicted model, not a curated record
UCAACAAACAAAAAAAAUAUCAUAACUUGGCCGCACAGUUAUAACAGUUUAGCAGUGACAAGCAAACGCGAUGACGAAUCAAAGAUGUAAUCAAAUCAACUAAACAGCUAACGAAACACUGAUAAUCCGCGUAAUAAAACAGUUCACGAUAAAUCCAUAUUUCAAAAAAUUCAGUGACUUGGACUAUGGAUGAUGAAGAUGGAAGUGAGUCUGCUGUAACUGCUGAAUCCAUAUAUGAUGAAUUUCUUGCAACCACAGACUUAAUGCCAACACUCACUGUUUUUUAUAAAUUGUGUAAACAACUUGAUAUUAAUCCUAAAAACAACAAAACUAUAUUCACAUCAUUAAAGGCAAAGUUAAAGUCUUGGAAAUGUCAAACAUUAUUCAACAAAUUAGAGAAAAAAAGUAAACAUGUUGACUAUAAGAAUAAGCCAUGUGCUAAAAAUAAAGUUUUGAUAAUUGGUGCUGGACCAGUUGGACUCCGUACAGCUGUGGAGAUUGCACUGUUAGGUGCUCAUGUUAUUGUCAUUGAAAAAAGAGACAGCUUUUCUAGAAAUAAUGUUUUGCAUUUGUGGCCUUUUUUAAUUGUUGAUUUAAAAGCCAUUGGAGUUAAAUCUUUCUUUGGAAAGUUUUGUGCUGGUUCUUUGGAUCAUAUUAGUAUUCGGAGGCUGCAGUGCAUUUUGUUAAAGAUCUGUUUACUAUUGGGUGUUCAAGUGUUCCCAAAAACCUUGUUUACAGAUCUUGUAGAACCGAAUGAAGGAAAAGGAUGGUAUGCAAAAAUCAAGCCGCCAUCUUCACCAUUGAAUGCUUUUGAAUUUGAUGUUAUUGUUGCCUGUGAUGGCAAGAACAAUUCAUUAAAGUUUAAACGGAAAGAAUUUCGAGGGAAGUUAGCUAUUGCUAUCACUUGUAAUUUUGUAAAUAAACAAACCAGUGAAGAGGCAAGAGUUGAAGAGAUCAGUGGUGUAGCUUUUAUAUAUAACCAAGAAUUUUUUCAUCAACUUACUGAACGCACAGGAGUUGAAUUGGAAAAUAUUGUAUACUAUAAGGGUGAAACUCAUUAUUUUGUCAUGACUGCGAAGAAGAAAAGUCUACUGAAUAAAGGUGUAAUAAAACAGGACAGUAAAGACGUAUUUGAAUUGUUAUCAUCAGGUAAUAUUAGUCAUCAGGCCUUGUUACAAUAUGCAAAAGAAGCUGCUGAUUUCUCAACGAAGUAUCAGUUGCCUCACCACGAAUUUGCUUUAAACCACCAGGGUAAAGAGGAUGUUGCUAUGUUUGACUUCACUUCAAUUCAUCAGGCGGAAAGUUCUUCAAAGAUUUUGGAAAGAAAGGGGAAAAGGUUGCUAAUGUGCAUUGCAGGCGAUGUGCUCUUAGAACCUUUCUGGCCAACUGGCUCUGGAUGUGCUCGAGGAUUUCUUGGAGCAUUUGAUGCUGCCUGGAUGAUAAGAGGAUUUGGUUUAGGUCGCGAGUCACUGGACUUGAUACAAGAAAGGGAGAGUAUCUUCAAAGAUCUCCCUCAAACCAAGCCGAGUUCACUGAUACGGUUCCAUGAUAAAUAUUCAAUAAACCCUGCAACUAGGUAUUUAAAUUUAAAUGCACGUCGUGUACAGAAGGACCAAAUAAAACAUUUGUUAGAUGCGUCAGAUGGAACAGUUGACUUAGAAAAUUGGGCAUCAAAAGAACCAAUUAAAGAAUCAUCGAAACCAGUCAAAGUGAAGAAAAAGGAAGUUGAUCCCAACACACUUUUAAAAUGGUGUAAAGAGCAGACAGCAGACUACCCUAACGUUGAAGUAAUUAACAUGAGUUCGUCCUGGCGAAGUGGGCUAGCAUUCUGUGCUAUUAUACAUCGCUAUAGACCACAUUUGAUUGAUUAUUUCGCAUUGGAUCCCAAUGACGUUGAAGGGAAUUGUGAAAUGGCUUUUUCAGUUGCAGAAGAGCACCUUGGCAUACCUCCAAAAAUAUCUGGACACGAUUUAGCUACACAGAAAAAUGCUGACAUACUUGCUAUUAUGGCUUAUGUGUCAUUGUAUUAUGAAGCUUUAAGUAACGAAACGCCAGUUUUUGUUUUUAACAACAACAUAACCAAACCCGAAAAAGAAGAAGUAUUGAAAUUGCCAAGCCCACGUGUGCCAGUUGAACCAAUCAGACCAAUACCAAGAAGUCCAAAGCGUUUUGGCUUCAGGGUAGCAAUAGUCUCGAAGAAAAGCGUUAAGGCGGUACAAUUGAAAGAUGGAAAGCCAGCUGACACACUACCAUCUAAGACACCAACAUCAAAAAUGUCAAUCCUUACGAAGCUAUCGAGAAGAUCAAAGAAAACAAAACUAAGAAAGAAAUCGAAGAAAGAUAAAGAAAACAAGCUGCUGACAACCGACGAUAAAAAUAUCAUGUUAAAAUCAUUUGAGCGAGCACAUCUCAGCAAUGGAAAUAUUUCUCAUUCUGACCAAAGUGGACUUUCAUCAAGUGAUAGCAGUCCGACUAAAACGCAUUUUCCAGCAUCACCUAUCGAUGUUAAUAAUUUGGUAGCACGAACUUCUGAGAGGGAUAGAAAAAAGAAUGAAGAAAAUACGGAAUUGAGGAAUGGAAUCAACCCUUCAACUGGGCAGGAUAAAUUUAAAAGAAUUUCUCAAUUAGCUGAAGCUGUGUUUGGCGAUACGAUAGUUCAAAGUACUGGUCAGGCGCGUGAAGCUCAACCAAGAGAAAAUCUAACAGAGAGUGAGAAAUGUCACUUUUGUUCAAGAAAAGUCUACGUCAUGGAGCGCCAAUCAGCCGAAGGUUUAUUUUUCCACCGAAAAUGUUUUCGGUGCUGUGUUUGUAAAUGUCAGCUGUUGCUUGGCAACUACGCCUUUUUUGACGAUGACGACACAGAGGGGAGCUUCUACUGCAAGAUGCAUUACAACAGGUUGAUUUAUAAAACGGAGGAGACGACACCAGCGAAGAAAGUGUCAGAUAGACGAAGGCGUCCUCUCACGCAAAUUAUAGAGAAAAGCGAUGUUAGCGAGGCCUUUAGAAAGAAAUCGACGGAGGAGAUCGAACUUUCUCCUAAAUUUUCACGUCAAGUCCGUGAUAUUCAGGCUAAGCUAAAAGAGAAUCUUCCCGAGAUUGAAGUAAAGCAACAACCAAACAAGACACGUUGUUCAUCAAAUCUCACGAUGCCGGAAAAUGUUGACGGUAAGCCUGACGAACAGUUGGAAGAUGCUGGACCUUACGAUAAAUUCGCCGCGAGGUCACUGCUAGAUAGGCAUCCAAGUAUUACCAAAUGUUCACCACAGAAAGUCAAAACAAGCAGUUUCUUUACAGCUUCGAAAUUCAGCGUGUCAACACCAAACUUGACAAAACUUAUUCAGGAAGACUCCAUGUUUGAAAAGGAACGAAAUGAACACGUUGAAAAACUCAGUUAUUCAUAUAGCAGAAAGAAGUUAGCUUUGAGUGAAGAGCUGGUUCAACAAGACAAUGUUUUACCGGAACAGAUAAAGGUCAGAAAGAGGCUAUUGGUACCAGACGAUUUAAAAUCGCAAAAUGAUAACGACGAUGAAAAUUCGGCCUGGCUGCGCGAUACUUACGGCAGUGAACUGUAUCGUGAAAGGAAUAAUAGUUUUAAAGUUACGCGACAAGACAGCAUUGGCGCCGUACAGAGGAGGCCUAUGGAAGAACGGCGAGCGCAGUAUCCUGUGUCGAUGGCAUUUAGCGAAGGCUUGCGUGCGGCUGGCUUUAAGCCGCUCUCGAUUGCUAUUGACAUCGAUGACAUGUCUGAAGACAUUCCACCCCCUGCAGAAGAGGCCAAACCAAAGAAAAAGAAGAAACUUGUCUUAAAGAAGAAGAAGAAAGAAAAGAAAGUUACAAAAGAAGACAUCAUAGAAGAACAAGACGAAGAAGGUCAAGUUUGGCCAAAGAAAGUGAAUACUUCUAAAGACAGACGAAAAUCAUUCGAGAAGUCGAUUGAAAAAUCGACUGAAAAAUCACCCAAACUGGCGAAAUUUUCACCGCUGGGUAAAGGUAAAGAAAAGAAAAAGAAACAGCAACAAAGAGAUGACGAUUGGGUGUUAGUCAAAGCUGGUGAGUAUCCAAAAAGCGAAGAGGAGAUGUUAUCUGACUCCACAUCAAGUGAAGAAGAGGAACCUGAGGAAAAACAAGUAGGUCUCCUCAGAAGAGCACUUGGCAAAAAAACAAAGAAGAGACAGUUAACUGAUAAGGAACUAACGUUGCUCGAAGAAAAAAAGAAGAGAAAAGAAAAAAAGAAAAUCGAGAAAGAACUGAAAGAGAGACAAACGAAGCGUUUAUGGGAGGCACAGUCUAUACAACGCAAACUCAAUGAGGUGGAUGUGAAACAGUUCGAACUUGAAGAACGCGCUAGACAGGUUGAGAAGGACUUGCAGGAUGAAACGAUGCCGGAAGAAAGAAUCAACAGCUUUAUGUUUGAAUGGUUUCAUCUUGUCAACGAAAAAAAUACCUUGCUUAGGUUUGAGUCUGAACUCGUUAUUCAAUCCAAUUCGAUCCAACUCGAAGAUAGACAGGCACGGUUGGAGCAACAGAUCAGAGACCUGCUUACUUGUGAACGACCAAAGCCUAACUCACACGACGAGAUCGACCGACUUACGAAAGAACUCGUUGACACAGUGGAGCAAAGAAACGCGCUCGUUGAGUUACUCGAAGAAGAUCGUCUAAGGGAAAUGGAAGAGGACAAGAACUUAAAAGAAAUAUUUGCUAACAAAGCUCAUGACCUCGGCAUGGAUAGAUUGAUAUAAUCGAGUUUCAUUUGAGAAAACAAAGACAAUAAAACAGAUCACAGAUAUGUAUACUGCACUACGUUUGGUAUUGUCAGUACCAUCAUUUAUAUUCUUCGCGAUCCACACAAAUUCAACGCACGGUAAAUCAAUCGUACACCCUUUAUGAUUGUUUAUGUUGUUUUAUAAAUUGCUGAAAAAAGAGAUGCUUCUAAUAAAGCUUGGCUUC